AUGCAGAAACACCAGAACCCUCAACCAGCUACCUCCGCUCCUAUCAUUGUCCCGCAAGAUGAGACAAAGGUCAUGUUGCAGCAGCUGCUCCAAGGACAACAGCUCCAAGGAAAAGCUCUGAACCAGGUUACUACCGAGAUCAAUACCAGAAUGAACCAUAUAGUCAGAGAUUUGAGCACCAAGUACGAUAAUGUCGCGAGCCAUAUGAGACAGAUGGACAUUCAGAUAGCUCAGACUGCUGAGAGCGUCAAGAGGCAGCAAGACUUCGUUGUUCAGGAGCUGGAAGAAGAGUCUAAGGAUCCUCUCUUCUUAGGAAGACCAUUCCUAUGUACUGUUGGAGCCAUCAUUGAUGUGCAACAAGGGAAGAUUGAUCUGAAUCUUGGGGACAUAGUCAUGCAAUUCGAGAUGGAUGAACUACUAAAAAAGCCGAUGUUAGAUGGGCAGACUUUUGAGGUUGAUGAAGGGAUUGACCCGCUGCAAUCUCGUGAAGGAAUGAUCGAGGAGAUUCUUAUAGAAGACCCACUUGAGCUUGCACUAGUAAGAGCUGAGGCCGAGCAGAGUGUCGUAAACAUUGAUGCAGACGGGUAUGCCAAGAUGCUUGAUUCCGCAAGGAGUAUGGGAAGAAUGGUAGCGAGUCUAAGUCUGGAGGAGGCAAGCAACAGGGACGAGAACACUCCAGCUGGAGUGACCCCUACACCGAACUUGCCUGUUCUGCCGGACCAACCAGAUGAUCUCUGGAGCGAGCUUAAAGCUCCCAAGGUUGAGCUAAAACCCUUUCCCAAGGGGCUCAGGUACGCUUUCUUAGGUUCGAAUUCCACCUAUCCUGUCAUUGUGAACGCUGAACUAAAUAAUGUGGAAACUGCAUUGCUUUUGUGUGGGCUCAGGAAAUAUCGUAAGAAGAGGUUAAACCCGAAUCUAAAAGAUGUUGUUAAGAAAGAGAUUAUGAAACUUCUUGAAGCGGGUGUGAUCUAUGCCAUAUCUGAUAGUAAAUGGGUUAGCCCUGUUCAUGUAGUACCUGAGAAAGGUGGGAUCACUGUUAUCACAAAUGAAAAGAAUGAAUUGAUCCCUACUAGGACAGUGAUAGGACAUCGCAUGUGCAUUGAUUUCAGAAAAUUAAAUGCAGUAACCAGAAAGUAUCACUUUCCACUCCCUUUUAUUGAUCAAAUGCUUGAGAGAUUGGCUAACCACCCAUAUUCCUGCUUUUUAGAUGGUUAUUCAGGUUUCCUUCAGAUCCAUAUCCAUCCAGACGAUCAGGAAAAGACGACGUUCACCUGCCCCUAUGGAACGUACGCUUACAGGAGAAUGCCAUUCUGCUUGUGCAAUGCGCCAGCGACAUUUCAGCGCUGCGUGAUAUCAAUUUUUACUCACCUGAUUGAAGACAUUAUGGAGGUUUUCAUGGACGAUUUCGCAAAGAUCGAGGUGAUGAUGAGCUUGCAACCAACAACAACUGUGAAAACUAUCAGGAGUUUCUUGGGUCACGCGGGGUUUUACAGAAGGUUCAUCCAGGACUUCUCAAGGAUACCGAGACCACUCACCAGACUGCUCUGCAAGGAGAUCAAGUUUGAUUUCGACAGUGAGUGCUUAGGUGCGUUCCAUACCAUCAAAGAAGCUCUAGUUAGCGCGCAUGUAGUACAACCGCUAGACUGGGAUCUCCCUUUUGAAAUCAUGACUGAUGCCAGCGAUUUUGCAGUUGGAGCAGUCCUUGGGCAGCGCAAAGAUAAGAAACUUCAUGUAAUCUAUUACGCAAGCAAAACCAUGGAUGAAGUUCAAUGCAGAUACGCUACAACUGAGAAGGAACUUCUGGCUAUUGUUUUGGCAUUCAAGAAGUUCAGAUCCUACCUGGUGGGAUCUAAGCCAGUCGCCGCGAUCCAAAAGCAGUACUCUCACCUCCCGUGGUUUGCUGAGAUUGCGAAAUUUCUUGCUGCUGAAAAGAAACCUCUUAAGUUCACUGGAAACGACAAGAGGAAAUUUUUAAGGGAGGCAACGCGUUAUGUUUGGGAUGAACCGUACUUGUACAGACAUUGUAAGGAUGACUUGUUCAGAAGGUGUGUUCCAGAGGCAGAUAUCCCAGGAAUCCUACAUCAUUGCCAUGGUUCUUCUUACGCAGGCCACUUCGCUACAUUCAAAACGGUUUCCAAAAUCCUGCAAGCGGGUUUCUGGUGGCUAACUAUGUUCAGGGAUGUUCACGCCUACAUAGCCAGAUGCGAUGCAUGCCAGCGACUUGGGAACAUCAGCAAGAGGAAUGAGAUGCCUCAGAAUUACAUUCUAGAGGUUGAGGUGUUCGACUGUUGGGGAGUUGAUUUCAUGGGCCCAUUCCCUCCAUCCUUCAAAAACGAGUACAUCCUCACGUCGCCAUUGACUAUGUAUCUAAGUGGGUAG
Messenger RNA from Brassica oleracea var. oleracea, 2379 nucleotides. RefSeq lists its product as uncharacterized. Bases 1 to 2379 code for a protein of 792 amino acids. The transcript is spliced from 5 exons. NCBI's taxonomy places the organism in Eukaryota, Viridiplantae, Streptophyta, Magnoliopsida, Brassicales, Brassicaceae. The record is from RefSeq and is a predicted model, not a curated record.